Messenger RNA from Dama dama (fallow deer), 982 nucleotides. RefSeq names its product transmembrane protein 50A. The record is from RefSeq and is a predicted model, not a curated record. The transcript has a single exon. Gene Ontology annotation, biological process: late endosome to vacuole transport via multivesicular body sorting pathway; protein targeting to vacuole. NCBI's taxonomy places the organism in Eukaryota, Metazoa, Chordata, Mammalia, Artiodactyla, Cervidae. The coding region runs from base 196 to 669 and encodes 157 amino acids.
UCUUCUGUAAAAUCUUACCUAACAUACACCAGUAUAGGUUGUACACCCAUACUAUGAAAUGUUAUGAAGCUUUAAAAAGAAUGACCUGGCUUGGCUGGAACUUGGGGCGGUAGGUAGGAGGCUCGGCCCCGGCGCGACACCGGGAUCCGGACGUACUGCACCGGCCAGGCUGGACUUAAAACUUGACCUGAAAAAAUGUCUGGAUUUCUGGAAGGCUUGAGGUGCUCAGAGUGCAUUGAUUGGGGGGAAAAGCGCAAUACUAUUGCUUCCAUUGCUGCCGGUGUUCUAUUUUUUACAGGCUGGUGGAUCAUCAUAGAUGCAGCUGUCAUUUACCCCCGCAUGGACGAAUUCAACCAUUCCUACCACGCGUGCGGUGUGAUAGCGACCAUAGCCUUCUUAAUGAUUAAUGCAGUAUCAAAUGGACAAGUCCGAGGUGAUAGUUACAGUGAAGGUUGCCUGGGUCAAACAGGUGCUCGCAUUUGGCUGUUCAUUGGUUUCAUGUUGGCCUUUGGCUCUCUGAUUGCGUCGAUGUGGAUUCUUUUUGGAGGAUAUGUUGCUAAAGAAAAAGCCGUAGUAUACCCUGGGAUUGCUGUAUUUUUCCAAAAUGCCUUCAUCUUUUUUGGAGGACUCGUUUUUAAGUUUGGCCGCACUGAAGACUUAUGGCAGUGAAAGCUUCUGAUUUGUUGCUGCCCAGCAGCCCUGCGUGGGGUUUCUUUUUGUUUGGUUGGUUUUUUUUUUUUACUACUCACUCCCAGUCUUUUGUAAUGCCAUUUUCUAAACUCCUUUCUGAGUAUAGUCUCAAAUUUGUAUAAUACUAAAAUCAUGAGAACUCUCUCUUUAAUCAACAACCACAGCAAAAUCUAUUGUGAUAUACAUUUGAUUACAUUUGAUUAACUUGUAAAAUGUUGAAGAAAAGUAUUUCACGUGAGAAAUUUUUAUUACAUUUUAUCAUGUUUAUAAAAAUAAAUCACAAAAGAAGUCA